Molecule: messenger RNA, 1142 nt
Organism: Saprolegnia parasitica CBS 223.65
Lineage: Eukaryota; Oomycota; Saprolegniomycetes; Saprolegniales; Saprolegniaceae
Exons: 5
Coding region: 1-1089 (362 amino acids)
Source: RefSeq, a predicted model, not a curated record
AUGGCCGCCAACGACAAUGCCGUCGCGCAGUCGAUCAUCGACCGCCUCGUGCCCGCGAUCCCGCGCUUCGCCUUUGAGAGUCUGCGCACCGAUCCAAUGCUGCGGCUUCUUCUGUGCGGCUACGUCACCUGCGUCGUGAUUCUUCUCGCCCCGUUGGUUCUCAUCCCAUUGUGUAUCUGCCUCAAGGUGGAUGGCCUCAUUCUCGCGCCGUGGCGAAUUGCCUUGGCGCCGCUCUGGGUCCUCGAGCUUCUCUGCAUCAUGAUCGCCGUCGCGGGGCUGUUUAUCGAAGACUCGGACGCCCAAGCCGCCGACGCCAGCGCAGUAAUAGAAGAGGCAGAUGCAUCUCUCGAAGAAGGCGCGGCUGCCAGCAAGAGCCCACCGACCUACGGCGCCACCGACGAGGCCGUCGACGCGGCACCCAAGGCACUGGAUGACGUCGCCGACGCACCACUGCCAACGAACACCAGUCCCAAGAUGAUGUUGUCUACGCGCGACUUUGCUGGCGGCGUCGGUACCUGCGUCGCACAUUUCCUCGUGGCUCUGCGCAUGGACCAUGUCUUCGAGUGCGCAUGGAUCUGGUUGUUUCUUGCGUUUAUCGUCUCGGAUGCGGUCGGCGGCCCCGAUAUCGGUAGCACGGGGCUCCUUAUCCAGUACUGUGUGAUUUUCCUCAAGCUCGACAACACGAUCUCUUGGAGCUGGGCCGUCAUCUUGAUCCCGACGUGGAUCCUCCUCGGUGUCGUCGUCGUUCUACUGCCCUGCAUCGUGUACUUUGCCGCCAAGGAGUUCGAUCUUGUCUCGCCUCCUGCGGUGGCCGCCUUCAGUCUCGCGGGUCUUUUAGCCGCCGGCGCGAUCGUGGCUUCGCUCGUUCUCAUCACACUCAAGCUCCAAGGGUCAUCAACGUACUCGGCGCUCGAGACGUGUCUGCCCUACUUUGCCUCCAUUGUCUUUCUUAUCGCCAUCGGCGCUUUGGCCAUCUUUCUGUUCUGGCCGAUUCCACCACCCCAAGCCGAGGAAGGCGAGGGGAUGGCGGAAGACGAUCCUAACACCGCGACCGACGCACUCGCCACGUGUUCAGAGCCCGAGUUGUAGCAGUAAAGAUAUCUAAGUGGUACAGAACGUCGAUGCCGACAUGUCGGUGGUGC